AUGGACCUCCUCGCGCAUGUCGAUAGUGCCCUAGAGGCGGCACAUAUGGAUGCCAUCGACGCCUUACGCGCCUUUUUCCUCCUCGCUGCCGCCACGAGCGUCUCGGUCAGCAUUCCCUCCGCUCUGCACGACCGUUUCCUCCUUUAUGGCCCGCGUGCAACCGUGACUGCAACGGGCUCCGAGCCCGUCGCCGGGUCCCGCUCAGCAGCGCAAUCCCAGACACAAGCGCGAUCAUCGGGCUCGAGCUUACUCGAUUACCUCGCGACCUGGCAGGUACCGCACAGCUACUUUACCCAGUUUUACGUUGCCUCCGUUGCAUCUUCAGUAUUCUGGGCGGCGCAGCUGUGCUGGCGUGGGCGUGUGUUCGAGGCGAUCGCGUCCCGUGUGAGCGAGGAGCAUCUGAAGCAGUCGAUGUCGCUUACACAGGUGCUUAUCUGCUGGGUGCUUCUCGCUAUUCAGGGCUCGCGGAGACUAUGGGAGAGCAUUGCCUUUGCGAAGCCCUCUUCGUCGAAGAUGUGGUUUGCGCACUGGCUGCUAGGGCUGGGGUUCUAUCUUGCAGCGGGCGUUGCUAUCUGGAUUGAGGGAUCAGGCGCAAUCCUUACCCGCAGCCUUACCCUCGCCGACUUCCAGUUUACCAACGCGCCCACUAUCCGAACCUUCGUCUGUGUCCCGCUAUUCCUGAUCGCCUCUGGUUUGCAGCAUGACUGCCACCACUUCCUCUUCUCCCUGAAGAAAUAUACACUCCCGGAUCACCCAAUCUUCCGUGGCAUCGUAUGCCCGCACUACGGGGCCGAGUGUUUAAUCUACCUGUCGCUCACUUACUUGGCCGCACCGCCUGGCCAGGUGGUCAACAAGACCAUGCUAAGCAGUCUGGCCUUCGUGGCGGUCAACCUCGGCUUGACGGCACGUAAUACCAAAAAGUGGUAUAUGCAAAAGUUUGGCCGGGAGGCAGUGCAAGAUCGGUGGCUCAUGAUUCCGUAUAUCUACUAA
This is a messenger RNA of Penicillium cataractarum, 990 nucleotides long. Its product is annotated as putative 3-oxo-5-alpha-steroid 4-dehydrogenase. Bases 1 to 990 code for a protein of 329 amino acids. Gene Ontology annotation, molecular function: 3-oxo-5-alpha-steroid 4-dehydrogenase activity. Gene Ontology annotation, biological process: dolichol-linked oligosaccharide biosynthetic process; polyprenol catabolic process. The record is from RefSeq and is a predicted model, not a curated record. Gene Ontology annotation, cellular component: endoplasmic reticulum. NCBI's taxonomy places the organism in Eukaryota, Fungi, Ascomycota, Eurotiomycetes, Eurotiales, Aspergillaceae. The transcript is spliced from 3 exons.